This is a messenger RNA of Clonostachys solani, 1056 nucleotides long. The record is from the annotation of a GenBank genome assembly. Lineage: Eukaryota; Fungi; Ascomycota; Sordariomycetes; Hypocreales; Bionectriaceae.
AUGGAGUCGCAAACGAAUUCCGACUAUGAGCUCUUAACAGAGCACCUGGGAUACCCCCCGGUGUCUCUUCUCGACGACAUCAUCAACACCGUCAACGUCCUCGCCGACCGCGCCCUCGACUCCGUAGAACGCCUCCUCCUCUCCAUCCCACCCCAAAACCUAGGAUUCACAGCCUCGAAAUCCACCUCGAAGCCGCAACCGCCCCCCGAGGAUGCCGCCAAGCUGGAGAUCGAGACCGGCACCCACAAGCUCGAGACCCUCGUCACCGCCUCCAUCGACCGCAACUUCGACAAGCUCGAGCUCUACGCCAUGCAGAACAUCCUCACCGUCCAGCCCCGCGAGCUGCACCCCCACGUGCGCCUCGCCCACUACGCCGGGCUCGACUUCCCCGCCGAGGAGGAGGACCCCGCAGCAGCAGCCGCCAGCGACAAGCCCACGCUGGGGAGCGUCACGGCGCUGCGCCGCCGCGUCCAGGCCUCGCAGAAGCUCAACGUCGAGCUGCAGCGCGAGCGCGACCGCAACGACGCCCUCCUGCGCAACCUGCGCGAGGUCCUGGGCGUCGGCCCGGACGGCGUGAAGCGGGAGGAGGACACGGCCGAGGGGGCCGCGCAGCCAAACAGCAGUAGUACCUUUGGGUUCCUGGGCAGGGGGAGGACGGUGCUGUCGUCGAUAGGCUCGAAGACGCCCGUGACGACCACGACGCAGUUCACCCUGUCGCAGCUGCAGUCGCUGCGAGCCGUCUCGCUCUCGCUCAAGUCCCUGCUGCCCGAGCUCGAGGCUGCGCAGGCCGCGGCCGCGGACGACGCGGCGCCCGGGAAGCGUUCGUGGCGCCGUGAGCGUGCCGAGUAUGUCGAGGCAGCGUCGCGGAAGUACCUCGAGAACACGGGCGGGCUGGAGCUGGGCAGCCAGGGAGAGGUGCGGGACGGGGAGUAUCAGGGCCAGGGGCGGAAUCUUAGCAAGGGGGAUGUCGAAGGGUUGGAGAAGGCCGUCGCGAUUUUGAGAAAUAGCGAAGGAAGAAGUACUGAAGCUGGGGAGGAGCCUCGCGAUCCAUCAUGA